AUGGCAGAAUCCACGUCCUCGCCUGUUUUUGACGCCGAGAAGGUCACCGUCAUUUAUGUCCUGGGUGGGCCCGGAGCUGGGAAAGGCACGCAAUGUAGCAAGCUCGUUGACGCGUUUGGCUUUUGCCAUCUAUCUGCUGGAGACCUUCUGCGUGAAGAGCAAAACCGAGAAGGGUCUCAAUAUGGUGAAAUGAUCCGAACAUACAUUCGAGAGGGUACUAUCGUCCCAUCUCAUGUCACCAUGAAGCUUCUUGAGAAUGCUAUGACCGAAGAGAUGAAGAAAAAGACGGGAGAUGGGUGGGUGGAUGGUAGGGGUCGAUUCUUGAUCGAUGGCUUCCCUAGGAAGAUUGAUCAGGCUAUUGGAUUCGAUGAAACGGUAUGUCUUGCUUCAUUGGUCAUCUUCUUCAACACAUCGGAAGAUGUGAUGCUUCAACGCCUGCUGGAGCGCGCAAAAACCAGCGGACGUGAAGACGACAACGUCGAAACUAUUAGAAAGCGUUUCCGCACAUACAACGAGCAAACCAUGCCCGUGAUAGAACAUUACAGGACGCUGAACAAGGUUGCAGAGAUCGAUAGCACGGCGGCGGUCGAGGAAGUCUAUCAUGCGGCGUGUGCUACUGUUACCAACCUGUUUUCUUGA
Messenger RNA from Suillus plorans, 639 nucleotides. Its product is annotated as UMP-CMP kinase. The coding region runs from base 1 to 639 and encodes 212 amino acids. Gene Ontology annotation, cellular component: nucleus; cytoplasm. NCBI's taxonomy places the organism in Eukaryota, Fungi, Basidiomycota, Agaricomycetes, Boletales, Suillaceae. The record is from RefSeq and is a predicted model, not a curated record. Gene Ontology annotation, molecular function: UMP kinase activity; ATP binding. The transcript is spliced from 6 exons. Gene Ontology annotation, biological process: UDP biosynthetic process; 'de novo' pyrimidine nucleobase biosynthetic process; CDP biosynthetic process.